CGAGGCGAUGGCCGCCUACGUGGACGAGCACGGGACGAUGGCGAGGGAGGGAACGAGGAAGCCGACGUACUUGGUGGAGUUGGCGGACGACAUUGUAAAGGAGAGCAUGCGACGGGGCUCGCGGGACAACAUCACCGCCCUGGUUGUGCGUCUGCGUGCCCCCGACGGAGGGGAACGGAGAACCUUGUUCUCUUGA
Molecule: messenger RNA, 196 nt
Organism: Nannochloropsis gaditana CCMP526
Exons: 2
Coding region: 8-196 (62 amino acids)
Source: RefSeq, a predicted model, not a curated record